Messenger RNA from Arabis nemorensis, 303 nucleotides. Lineage: Eukaryota; Viridiplantae; Streptophyta; Magnoliopsida; Brassicales; Brassicaceae. The record is from the annotation of a GenBank genome assembly.
AUGCUUCAUUGGGUCGCUAGGUUUCAAGGUCAAGUCAUCGAAAGUUUCGAGAUUUCUAUCUACAUUCCUUCGGAGUUUCUGGCGGAGAUCGAGUCACUGGUGGAAUUCGCCGUAGAGAAAAAUGUUCAGAACUUAGUUCUUGAUUUCUCGCACCCUGCUUGGAGAACAUACAAUGAUGCAUCAAUGAAUGGCAUUGUUGUUAAGUUGCCUGCAUGCGUCUACGAUUUAGCAACCCUCGUGUCACUGAAGAUUUACUCGUGCAAGUUUGACCUCUCUGAGAUUCGCAAAUCCGAGGAUCUGUAA